Messenger RNA from Acanthopagrus latus (yellowfin seabream), 4626 nucleotides. RefSeq names its product helicase, POLQ like (gene helq). The transcript is spliced from 19 exons. Bases 984 to 4181 code for a protein of 1065 amino acids. NCBI's taxonomy places the organism in Eukaryota, Metazoa, Chordata, Actinopteri, Spariformes, Sparidae. Gene Ontology annotation, molecular function: nucleic acid binding; ATP binding. The record is from RefSeq and is a predicted model, not a curated record.
ACCUCUGACUAAUAUUUCCCACUACAUCUAACGUUAAUGUUUGUUAUUUGGGGGUAAAUAACAAAUUAAAUGUGGCUUUAUUCUCAAAUAAUAAAUAAAUGCCGAGUUUGCCUUUUUCUUCUCGUAGAUUUUGAAUUUCUGACGCGAGUGCUCUUGAAUGUUUGAGACUUAAUGUUUUACGGACAUAAAUAAGUGUUACCCUCUUCGAAGACACAACGAUAUAAGAUGGACCUCCCCCGGUAUAAGUAAAGACGUUACCGUUAGACGUUUGCUACUUAUAUUAGCAAAUAAUUUGGACUUAUUGUAUUUUUAACGUCACAUUAGUUUGAUCACGUUAUAUUUGUGACUUUACAUCAGCGUCUUAUUGAAUCAUCACCGGUCGGUAUCAUGCUGAGUACUUUUAUAACGUUUAUGUUGGCUGAUUAAGCAAAACGUUCAUCUGAUUAUUAUCGGCUUUAUUUUGAGUAACUUAUCAGAAGUUUAUUGCAGAUAAACUAACAAGUACAAGGAAAAGAUCCGGGAAUUAAAGUGUUAGCUCUGCUAGCUAGUUAGCCAGCAAACCGAUCGGAAAUGGUAGCGGGAUUGUUCUCUUGAUCUGACGAUGCUGUUGACAGUUUUGAAAUUUAAACGUGAAGCUCCUCGAGCUGCUGUCGCCUCCACGCUAACCGAAGUUACAACUAACUAGGUUUUCUUAAAUUAUUAUAACUUCAUCCGCUUUAAUAGCGUGUCUGAUUAAUUUUGAGAGUGUGUGAAGCUAAUUAGCUCGCAACAGGGAAAAACUCGGGAGUUGAACUACGAGCAUUGAGCUAACUGAGGUACUUAACGUCUGUCAGGCUGUGUGACGUCAGCUAGCUUGAAGAUGCUAGUGAUGCUCGCUAACUGAAGUAUGAACCAGGAUCAGCUGCUGUUUGUGUUCAGAGCUGCAGGAUGAUCUGUUUGCUAGCUGAGCCUGUUAGCAGCAGCAGGCGGUUGGUGUUACAGCCAUGAAUGCUGAGAGGACAGAAAUCAAAGUUAGAAGAGUUUCCUCGAGGAAAAGGUCGAGGGAGAGCCUGAAGACUCACCUGACACCUGCCAGGAAGAGAGGAGGAGGAGGAGGAGGAGACUCCCGGUCACAGCAAUGUCCCCAACACUGGAGUCUGAGCAGCAUCAUGGCUGAUAUACAAGCUGCUGAGUUCUGCAGUGACAGUGAGGAUUUGUUCGGGGACUAUGACAGCAUCCUGGAGGACAGCUCUCUGCUGGCCAAGCUGGACGAGGCAGAACAAACCGAGAGGCAGCGAGACGUCCGGCCGGCAGCUGUGGAUCCGCCGAACUUCACGUCUCUGCGGCCGCAGAAAGACGCCGUCCGUGAGGACGUCCUCACGGCCUCCAUCUUAGACGGCCUCGGAGACGAAGCCUUCGAGGACUUACCGCCCAGCCAGUGUCAGUUUCAGGAACAAGUCCAGGAGAAUGUAAAGAGGAGCAGACUGGAUGGAGAUAAAACCUCCACACCGGUCAGAGACACUGACGGGACCUCUGAGGAUAAAACCAAGAGACCAGCCAAGGCGAGGAGGAGCGUGGCGGACCAGCUGAAGAGGACGAUGGUCUGUAAUGCAGCAGCUCCCGCCAGCGUUUCACGGAGCAUCGUGCUCAAAGAAGCCGUGGUCACCGAGGAGAUCGGCGUCGCCAUGCAGGCCAUGGAGACCGUGUCUGCCGAGACCACCGACCUCGGGCCGUUCUUUGGACUCCCCUCCAGAGUGAAAGACCUGAUGUACAAACUGAGAGGGAUCAAGACGUUAUAUGACUGGCAGCAGACGUGUCUGAACCUGGACUGUGUUCAGCGGAGGAAGAAUCUCAUCUACUCUCUUCCCACCAGCGGAGGAAAAACUCUGGUGGCAGAGAUCCUCGUCCUCAGAGAGCUGCUGUGCAGGAAGAAAGACUGUCUGUUCAUCUUGCCGUACAUCUCACUGGUGCAGGAGAAGGUCCGCGGGUUAGCGAGCUUCGGCCUGGAGCUGGACUUCAUGGUGGAGGAGUACGCAGGCAGUAAGGGCAAGUUUCCUCCUGUGAAGAGCAGAAACAAGACGUCACUUUACGUUGCUACGAUAGAGAAAGCCCACAGCCUCGUCAACUCUCUGAUAGAGACCGGCAGGAUGGAUCACCUGGGGCUGGUGGUGGUGGACGAGCUCCACAUGUUGGGCGACGGCAGCAGAGGAGCUGUUAUUGAGAUGACUCUGGCUAAAGUUCUCUACAUGAGCAAGACGACGCAGAUUAUUGGGAUGAGCGCCACUCUGGGAAACAUCAGAGACCUGCAGAUGUUUUUAAAGGCUGAAAACUACACCAGCGACUUCAGACCAGUCCAGCUGAAGGAGUACGUUAAACUGAAGGACACCAUCUAUGAAGUGGACCCGAAGGAAGAGGACGGUUUCAGAUUCUCACGUCUUCUCAACUUUAAAUACUCGAGCUCGAUGCAGAAGUUGGACCCGGAUCACAUCAUCGCUCUGGUGACUGAAGUCAUUCCGACACAUUCGUGUCUGGUGUUCUGCCCCACCAAGAAGAACUGCGAGAACGUGGCAGGAAUGAUCUGCAGAUGCCUGAAAGAGGACUUCCUGCAGCACCGGCGGGAGGAGAAGGUCGUCCUCCUCAGAGAGCUGAAGGACAGCGGGAACGGCUCGGUGUGUCCGGUCCUCAGGAGGACCGUCCCCUACGGCCUGGCCUACCACCACAGUGGACUGACCACUGAGGAGAGGAAACUGGUGGAGGAGGCCUACUCCAACGGGGUCCUCUGUCUCCUCACCUGCACCUCCACGCUGGCUGCAGGCAUCAACCUACCUGCCCGCAGAGUGAUCCUGCGCUCGCCCUACGUGGCCACAGACUUCCUGAAGAGGAGCCAGUACAAGCAGAUGGUGGGACGGGCCGGUCGAGCCGGCAUCGACACCGAGGGAGAGAGCAUCCUCAUCCUGCAGGACAAGGACAGAAAUAUGGUUAAAUCACUCGUGUGCGCUCCGAUGGAAAACUGUUACAGCAACCUGAUGCAUGAUGAUGGAAAAGGGCUCCUGAGUCUCCUCCUGUCUCUCAUCGGAUUAAAUAUCACCACGUCUCUGGAUCAGAUCAGAGAGUUCCUGUGUGGGACGCUGCUGUACGUCCAGCAGGCGCAGCUGUGUGUGGAGCAGAGUCUGUGGGAGGUGGUGCAGCGCUGCGUCGGCCUCCUGAAGGACAAAGAUCUCGUCACUGUGGCUGCAGACUGUCACACUCUGCAGGUCACCAAGCUGGGAAAAGCUACGUAUAAAGGCUCAGUGGAUCUGACCUACAGUGACCUCCUCUACAGCGACCUGUCCAAAGGUCUGGACGGUCUGCUGCUCAACAGCUGCCUCCACCUGGUCUACCUGGUCACACCGUACGACAUGAUCUCACAGUGUAAUCCUGACUGGAUGUUGUUCUUCAGACAGUUCACGCUGCUGUCGGCUGCAGAGCAGAAGAUGUCAGCCGCCGUCGGAGUGCCCGAGAGUUUUGUUGCAAGAAAAGCUGCAGGACAGACGGUGAAAAAGAGCGUGAACAUGGAGGUGGUGAGGCGGAUGUAUUUGGCUCUGGUGCUGUUCACUCUACUGAAGGAGACCAACCUGUGGAUCGUGGCCGACAAGUUCCAGCUGAGCCGAGGCUUCAUCCAGACUCUGCUCAGCUCGUCCUCGGCCUUCUGCUCCUGCGUGCUGCACUUCACUGAGGAGCUGGAGGAGUUCUGGCCCUUCAAAGCUCUGCUGACGGAGCUGACGCGGCGGCUGAGCUACUGUGUGAAGGCUGAACUCAUCCCUCUGAUGGAGGUGGCCGGAGUGAUGGAGGUCAGUGCUGAUCACACGUGUCCGACACAUUUCAUCAGCUUCAUCAUUGGUGGAAAUCCUGCUGGAAAACACAGCAUAGACCAGCACCAGAACACAAGCUGGUCUUGCUGGUUCCCCAGUGGGCUUCAGAACCGGUACACUGAACAACAUCCUCUGUUACUUCACAUGUGGAGAGAAGAAACGUUGAAACGGGAGAUAAAGAUGGACGAGGAGAUGAUGUCACAUGAACAGUUUACAGUCACGAGCGAAGCAGCUUUACAACGCCGGCUACAAAACGCUGACUCACCUGGCCAACGCCGACCCUGCGGUUCUGUCCAAGACGAUAGAAAACCUGUACAAGAAACAAGCGGAUCAGAUCGUGGCCUCCGCUAAGAUGCUGCUGAAUGAAAAAGCUGCAGCUCUGCAGGAGGAAGUGGACGAGCUGCUGAUGGUUCCGUUGGAUCUGCCCGCUCCUGUGAAAACCCAACAACUGACCUGAGUUUAUUUAUUCCAGAGGAGUUUUAUUCUCCUUGUAAACUUUGUGUUUUUUUAAUACUUAAUUUGUUUGAAUGUAAAUCUGAUUAAAAUAAUGAACAGCAACGACUCGACUUGAAUUAUUUAUGAGCCUCCGACUCACAGCUGGAUUCUGGAGAACUGACCCGCCUCACAGAUCUGCUGACCUGGACUCUGAUCAGUGUGACAUGAAGUUCACAGUUCAGAUCAGCUGCUAACUGAUCGUGGAUCUGCUGUGUUGCUAACUGUGAAGCUGAUGUUAGUGUGAUUUGUAUUUAUUGUUAUUUAUAAAUAAAAGUAAAUAAAUUUUAUGUUUGAUUUCUGA